CACAUCACGACUCCGUACACCACUCCUUCUCUGACCACUGUUUGCCGUCACAGCCCUCGCGCGAGUAUACCGAUAUGGCGUCCGGGAUAGGGGAUGAGGACCCGUUCUUGCAGGUCCAAGCAGAUGUGCUGUCUGCCUUGAAUACCACCCGCCCCCUAUUUUCUUCAUACCUGCGUAUUCGGUCGUCUGCCUCCUCUGCAAACUCCCCAGAGCUUCGAGAAGCCCGCAACGAGCUUGAACAAACACUCCAUGAACUCACUCAAGAUCUCGAGGAUCUCAUGGAAAGCGUUAAGGCGGUCGAGCAUGAUCCGUAUCGUUUUGGACUCGAGAUCGAUGAAGUGGAGCGGCGGCGACGGCUGGUGAAGGAGGUCGGGGAUGAGAUUCAGAGCAUGCGGGAAGAGCUGGCGAGGGCGGUUCAAGGUGGUCACAAUAAGGGCAAGGCAGCCGUCAACGGGGAUAUCCUACCGGACCCUGACUCCUUCGAGGACGAGGAUCACUACGCCGCAUUCGAGCAUGAGCGACAAAUGGAGAUGAUGCAGGAGCAGGACGAGGCACUAGACGAUGUCUUCAAGACGGUGGGCAACCUGCGACAACAGGCGGACGACAUGGGUCGCGAGCUGGAAGAGCAAGGGGAGCUACUCGACGACUUUGACACCGUAGCGGAUAGGGUCGGGGGGAAGCUGCAAACCGGCCUCAAGCGAGUCGGUUGGGUCAUCAAGAAGAACGAAGAUAGAUGGUCCAGCUGCUGCAUUGGAGUCCUCAUCUUUGUGCUAAUUCUCCUGCUCGUACUGCUUCUGAUACUUUAAGUACGACAUGGAGGGUAUUGAUCUAUGGAUCCCGAACAGACAGCUCGCCGGUUUGCGGACCAUGCUUCCUCAUGGCGUCUCUGUUGCCUCCGCCAGGGACCCACAAGAG
This is a messenger RNA of Westerdykella ornata, 915 nucleotides long. RefSeq lists its product as uncharacterized. The transcript is spliced from 3 exons. Bases 75 to 806 code for a protein of 243 amino acids. Gene Ontology annotation, molecular function: SNARE binding; SNAP receptor activity. The record is from RefSeq and is a predicted model, not a curated record. Gene Ontology annotation, biological process: intracellular protein transport; vesicle fusion; Golgi to vacuole transport. Lineage: Eukaryota; Fungi; Ascomycota; Dothideomycetes; Pleosporales; Sporormiaceae. Gene Ontology annotation, cellular component: SNARE complex; membrane; endomembrane system.